AUGCAUUUCCACAUGGUCAGUUCCCGCAAGUUCGGCGUGAGCAUGGUCUUCGGCCUUGCAGCCGCCGCUGCCGCCACUUACGCUCUACUCAGCAUCCACAGGAGCAUGCAGCACAUCAGCGUGACCGCCUCUUCGAACGAGGAGGAAGCAGCGAACGAGGCGAACGAGCUGCGAUCAUGGGAUAUUGAGAUGGGAUACCUGGGCGACGACGAGAAGGAGGAUAAUGGGACGGAGGAGGAGCGAAGGGCAUUGACAACGCUCCUGCACGCUCCAUCCGCACUCCUUACUGCGGCCAUGGUCGACAUCUACCGCGAACUGGAGGUUUCCCCUGCUCAGCUCCAAGCCAGCGGCGCAGAAUGA
Ramularia collo-cygni is the source of this 360-nucleotide messenger RNA. RefSeq lists its product as uncharacterized. Bases 1 to 360 code for a protein of 119 amino acids. The transcript has 2 exons. Lineage: Eukaryota; Fungi; Ascomycota; Dothideomycetes; Mycosphaerellales; Mycosphaerellaceae. The record is from RefSeq and is a predicted model, not a curated record.